This is a messenger RNA of Cladocopium goreaui, 675 nucleotides long. NCBI's taxonomy places the organism in Eukaryota, Dinophyceae, Suessiales, Symbiodiniaceae. The record is from the annotation of a GenBank genome assembly.
AAGCUGCGAAGAGGUCAUCGCCUGGAGCUGCAGAUCACCGACGGGCCGCUGGAGGGCACCUUCCUGACGGUUGGGGAGGAAGGUGCAAGAGUCGGUCGACACACUUCCAACACUUUGGUGAUUCCGGAGGCUGGCAUCAGCAGAUUCCACUGCGAGAUCACGUUCUGUGAUGGUCAGUUCGGUGUGAAGGAUUUGGGCUCCACCACCGGCAGUUUCUUCUACCUUCGACCCCACGGUCAUUUCCAGAUUUUUCCUGGGCUCAUGGUCAAACUUGGUGAGACGGAGAUGCAGGUUCUGUCUCAGAGCGCCGGUGAGCUGACCGUGCUGUUCACCGAAGGCCCCCUGGCUGGCCACAAGGUGACGAUCCCACCUGCUGGCAUCACCAUUGGACGAGUUGCUGACAACGCACUGGUCCUGGUGCAAGAUGGCACGGUGUCUGCACACCAUGCCAUGAUCUUCUUGGAGCAGGGGAGCUUCUACAUCACCGACCUCGGAAGCUGCAACGGCACCUGCCUGCGUUUGAGUGCCGAGCGACAGGAGAGCGGCUGGCAUCCCAUCAUGGACGGCGAUGUCCUGGGUGCUGGCUGCACCAAGAUCCGCUGCAAGGUCCGAACGCCCAGUCCGUGAGUGGCCACGCAACACGGCGCGGCAAAGUGCGGCAGGGCAAUGGGAAAA